This is a messenger RNA of Lytechinus pictus (painted urchin), 4981 nucleotides long. RefSeq names its product FUN14 domain-containing protein 1-like. NCBI's taxonomy places the organism in Eukaryota, Metazoa, Echinodermata, Echinoidea, Temnopleuroida, Toxopneustidae. The transcript has 4 exons. Gene Ontology annotation, cellular component: mitochondrial outer membrane. The record is from RefSeq and is a predicted model, not a curated record. Gene Ontology annotation, biological process: autophagy of mitochondrion. The coding region runs from base 16 to 507 and encodes 163 amino acids.
GAUUAAAUGUAGUAAAUGAGAGCCUUAUUUUCUGACUUAUUGCAAAUUUCAUCUCCUACAGUGUCAAAGUCAACUAAGGACAGUAUGGCCAACGAUGCAGAUGACAAUUUUGAAAUCUUGGAUCUCGCAGAGGCUGGCAAGAAUUGGUUGGAGAGGGCACUAGAUGGAGAACUAUCUAAGAAAUCAGUUCCAGUUCAGCUUGCUAUGGGUGGAACAAGUGGAUGGGUUGCUGGAUAUCUGUUUCAGAAAGUGAGUAAGGCAGCAGCAACAGCAGUAGGAGGUGGAUUCAUGUUGAUACUGGUAGGUCAUCAUACUGGUUACCUGAAAGUGAACUGGAAGCAGUUUGAGAAGGAUAUAAAUAAAACACAGCAGACAGCGGUCAAGGAGGUUGAGAAGAGAUAUCCAGCCUUUCAAGGGGCAUUCAAUAAAGGGAAGGACCUUGUCAAGAAGAAUGUGAUGAUAUCAAGUGGAUUUGCCGCAGGAUUCCUACUUGGAAUGGCAAUGUAACAAAUUAAUUAUCAUUGAACUAUAUGAAUGGAUGGAUACGCCAGGCAUACCUCUGGCAGCAGACUUUCACCGUCAUCUCCCCAUCUCUUGUAUUCGUCCUCUGCUAAAAUCGGAGAUCAUCGGCACCUCUGAGAUGGCCAAAGCUGAAUUAAAUUUUGGUUCAUUAUCUCAGCGGUAGGGGAUUGACAAACGCUUGGUAGAUUUUGGCAAGAUUUGUAAAGGUAACAUAAGUGCAGCUUUGAAGCCAUUGCUGAUGCACCCAGGAGAAAGAAAGAGGACUUUUAAUCCAAAUUUACAACCAAUAAUUGCAAGGAUAGAGAUUUGGUGAUACUGUAUUCUUUUGAAUAGUAUAUGAGAUUUGGUGAUACUGUAUUCUUUUGAAUUGUAUAUGAGAUUUGGUGAUACUGUAUUCUAUUGAAUUGUAUAUGCUCAUUGAGAGAUGGAUCCUCAAUGUUGGACAUCAAGAUGUUUGAAUUCUAUAAUUUCUCAACCUUAAAAAGAAAUUCAACAUUUUAAUGGUGUCAUUCAUACAAGAACAUUUACAAUAGAAAUCAAAUUAAAUGACUAAUUUGGCUGCAUUAGUUUUACCAAGUAGUAAACACCUGUUUGAGCAGUGUCAUACAAGUCCCAUUUGCAUGUGUUUGAGUCUGUCAGUCAUCCAGGUUUUUACAUUUUGGUUUAUUUUUCGACUACUGGGUGGCCAGAUUCAACUCACACUCGCAAAGAUCACGCGUUGAAUGCGAGUCUUUAAUUUUCAUUCAAUGAUCCCUUUUCUCCUUCAAAUUUUGACUCUUGAUUGUUUUUUACAGUUUACAUGAAUACAGCCAUUAACAGGCAGUAGAAUCCUUAUAUAAUUUGACAAUUUUUCAAUUUUCUGCUUCUUGAAUCAGAGCAUUAUUGUUUCCAAUGAUUUGAUCAUCAUGAAGUAAUAUGACUUCCGUGCUAACAUUCACAUGAAACAUUAUUGUUGAUUCAUCCACGUACAUGUAUUGUUAUGAUUCAUUGCAACUACAGGGAAUAAUUUUGCUAUACAAAGUUGAACAGCAUUUUUGGUCAUAAGAGAAAAGCUCUCAACUAAGUAAUGUACACUCCUAUGUAAAAAGUAUGCUAUACAAAAGACUUUAUGCAUAGCAGUCUUUCAAAAUUGUGGAGCAAAUUGCAAUGCGAUACCAGGAAAAUUAUUCCCUGAGCUGAAUUGAUCAGAGAUAUAAAAAGAUACCUUUAUUUUAUGUGAUUAUUUUCCCCAAUACCUGCGGUGCUUUGUAUGCAUACAUGUACAGUGUAUAUAUUUGUUGAUCUAUCAGUGAACAUGUUAAUACAAUGGUAAAUUGCCAACUCGUCUACUCAUCACAUGGUCUACCUUCAUUUAGUCUGAAGCCAUUCCAUCCAUCAACAUUUCCUCUAACAGCCAUUUGGUCCAAACAUAAUUUUGUCUAGUCACCAGUUGGUCCAUGACCACUUCUUCUUAUCCAGUUGGUCUAAUUCCCAUUUUUGUCUCACCUGCAUAGCAGAGUGAGACUAUAGGCGCCGCUUUUCCGACGGCGGCGGCGUCAACACCAAAUCUUAACCAAAGGUUAAGUUUUUGAAAUGACAGCAUAACUUAGAAAGUAUAUGGACCUAGUUCAUGAAUUUGGCCAUAAGGUUAAUCAAGUAUUACUGAACAUCCUGCCUGAGUUUCAUGUCACAUGACCAAGGUCAAAGGUCAUUUAGGGUCAAUGAACUUAGACCAUGUUGGGGGAAUCAACAUCAAAAUCUUAACCUAAGGUUAAGUUUUUGAAAUGUCAUCAUAACUUAGAAAAUAUAUGGACCUAGUUCAUGAAACUUGAACAUAAGGUUAAUCAAGUAUCACUGAACAUCCUGCAUGAGUUUCACAUCACAUGACCAAGGUCAAAGGUCAAUUAGGGUCAAUGAACUUUGGCCGAAUUGGGGGUAUCUGUUGAAUUACCAUCAUAACUUUGAAAGUUUAUGGAUCUGAUUCAUGAAACUUGGACAUAAUAGUAAUCAAGUAUUACUGAACAUCCUGUGCAAGUUUCAGGUCACAUGAUCAAGGUCAAAGGUCAUUUAGGGUCAAUGAACUUUGGCCAAGUUGGGGGUAUUUGUUGAAUUACCAUUAUAACUUUGAAAGUAUGUUGGUCUAGUUCAUAAAACUUGGACAUAAGAGUAAUCAAGUAUCACUGAACAUCCUGUGCGCAUUUUAGGUCACAUGACCAAGGUCAAAGGUCAAUGAACUUUGGCCAUAAUGGGGGUAUAUGUUGAAUUACCAUCAUUACUUUGAAAGUUUAUGGAUCAGACUCGUGAAACUUGGACAUAAGAGUAAUCAAGUAUCACUGAACAUCCUGUGCGAGUUUCAGGUCACAUGAUCAAGGUCAAAGGUCAUGUAAGGUCAAUGAACUUUGGCCACCUUGGGGGUAUUUGUUGAAUUACCAUUAUAUCUCUGUAAGUGUAUUGGUCUAGUUCAUAAAACGUGGACAUAAGAGUAACCAAGUAUCACUGAACAUCUUGUGCGAGUUAUAGUAGUUUUCAAAGUCAGCACUGCUGCUAUAUUGAAUCGCGUGAUGCAGGUGAGACCGCCAGAGGCAUUCCACUUGUAUUUUCAUUCGAUUCAUCAAAUCAAUACAGAGUCCAAUUAGAUCAAAUGAUGAGUGGACGAAAUGGUAAUGAGACAAUGUGGAUAAUGGACGAACUGAUAGUAGACAAGCUCGUAAUUGGACGAAUUGGCAUUAGACGAAUUGAAAAAACCUAUAAAAUUAGUAAAUAAUAGUUACUCUACUGUGAAAAUCAUGCCAUUUUUAAAAAUUGUAUUACACUGUACAAUCCUAUUAAAGGUAUUUAGCAAAAGUUAAUUGACCACAGGUGCAAACUUUAGCAAUAGAUGUUACAUUAUAUUUUCGCUGUAAAUGCGUCUAACGCAUAAGUGUAUAUAUAUUUUUUUUCUAUUUCCUUUUUCUUCAAGCUAUCCAUUUGUGCAAUCAUAUUUUCAUAAGUUCUCCAAUUUCUAUGCCAUUGAUCUUAUUUUAUGUCUGUGUUUGUGGAAAAUCAUAUUCAGAAUAAACAAACUUGUUAAAAACAAAAUAAUUAGGCCUAUGCUCAGAUAAUAAUAUUCUGCUUUUGUUACUCAAGUCAAUACAUUAGAAAGUAGCUAAGCCCUUCACAUAUUACUCUGGUUCCCAGGUUCUGGCUAGUCUGCAGGCACAGACUCAAAUUUGACACACAAUUAUUUGAUAGGAUGCAGACUAGAUUCCAAACCCUCUGUAGAGCAGUACAUGAGUGAAUCUAGUCUCCUAAUUCAGACUCUGCAUUAUGCAUAAAAACCAAGGGUUCAUGUAUUAUGCCUGCAGGCUAAGUUCUGAACUGCCCGUAACUGGCCCACGACGUGACCACCAAGCUUUAAAUCCACAAUGACUAUACCAAAUUUAAUUUUGAGAUAUAUUAUUUACUUUGAAAACAGCUCUCAAUUUUUAAACCGAUAUUGUUGAAAUAUGCAAACAAAUAAAUAAAAAUUGACAAGAAAUUACAAAAUUAUGGACUCUUUGUAAAAUGAAAUCACUAAAUGAUGUGAAUCUAUCAUAGGCAAUUUACAGAGUAGAAACUCUUCCAGGUAAAACCUUUGAAAAAGAUAGCAUGUUGGUUAUGAUUAAUUGGUGCAAAUGUGAUCCCUAUCCUAACAAAGUAACACCAUUCAGCCAAAUUUAGAUUCCUAAAGGUGAAAGGAUUAACAUUUGAAGAAAGAUUCAUUAACUUUCAUAUCGAUAUCGAAUUUGAAUUUAUUCACAAACUUCAUUCAUAUGGCAUGAAUAUUUUGUUUUUAAAUAUAAAUAGACAAUGAUAAGUAAACAAAAACAUUCAUAACUGUAUGUCGUAUAAAUCAGUAAUAUCGUUCAAAAUAUCACCCAUCCUAUUCUAUGAUCGAUGAUCAUCAAUCUUUCUUUUGGAACAACUUGCCAUUUUGGUUGAAUUUGAUUAACCAGGAGACUAAACAUGAUGGAAAACAUGUGUUCAAGCAAAAUUACUCAGUCCCCAAUGGAUUUAACCAAAUUACUACUAUCAGGGUUCCCACAGUCUUGGAAAAUCCUGGAAAAAUUUGUGGUCAGGGAAUUUGGAAAAGUCAUGGAAUUGCAUUUACCUCUUGGCUAUGGCAGCUUUCCAGUUUGUCGUGUCUCACAACUCUCAUUCUCUGCUAUUAUAAUUGGUGUUCAUAAUUUCAAUUUUUCCCAGUUUUGUGACAUCCCAAAUUCUACAUAACUCCCGGGACGUUAUGGAAAGCAGCAAUUUAGUCAUGGAAUUCUGUUUUUAAAUAUCUGUGGGAACCCUGUACUAUGCAGCAGUUGACCUUGCCUAAGCUGUCAGUGUUGGUUACUCUUUUUAAUCUACCAAUUAUUGUCAUAUUUCUGUAAAUUCUUUUAACCUUUAUUUGUAUGUAUUUAUGUUUGAUAUGUACAUACAGAUAUAUAAAUAAUCAAUUAAUGAGCCUAAA